Messenger RNA from Juglans microcarpa x Juglans regia, 1767 nucleotides. RefSeq names its product sugar transport protein 5-like. The transcript is spliced from 4 exons. The coding region runs from base 38 to 1576 and encodes 512 amino acids. Gene Ontology annotation, cellular component: membrane. The record is from RefSeq and is a predicted model, not a curated record. Gene Ontology annotation, molecular function: monosaccharide transmembrane transporter activity. Gene Ontology annotation, biological process: monosaccharide transmembrane transport. Lineage: Eukaryota; Viridiplantae; Streptophyta; Magnoliopsida; Fagales; Juglandaceae.
UUUUUCGAGACAGAAAAAAAAAAACACACACAGAGAGAUGGCAGGACGCGGUAAUGUUUUAGAUAUCAAAACAUUGGGCGGUUCCAAUAAGAAUGGCGGUGGAUCUCUAACGCCGUCCGUCCUCAUGAUCUGCAUCGUUGCGGCUUCAGCUGGGUUGAUAUUUGGCUAUGAUAUCGGCGUUUCAGGAGGUGUAACAACAAUGGAAUCAUUUCUUAAGAAAUUCUUCCCAUCCGUUUUACUAAAGAUGCAUGAUGCACAGCAGAAUCAGUACUGUAUAUUCGACAGCCAAAUUCUUACGGCAUUUACAUCCUCAUUGUACAUAACUGGUCUGGUAUCGUCCCUCGUAGCUGGCCGUGUUACCACGGCUACAGGGCGGAAAGGCAUUUUGAUUAUCGGUGGCGCCGUGUUCUUGUUGGGUACGGUGCUUAAUGCUGUUGCCAUGGACGUAAAAAUGCUCAUUUUUGGUCGACUCCUUCUCGGAGUUGGGAUUGGUUUCACAAAUCAGGCAGCUCCAAUAUACCUCUCGGAGAUGGCUCCACCUAAAUGGCGCGGCGCGUUAAACACCGCCUUCCAGUUAUUCAUCGGCGCUGGAGUGGUAUUAGCUGCAUCGAUCAACCUCAUGGCUGCUCAUCUCGGAGACAUCGGCUGGCGAGUCUCAUUGGGUUGUGCAGCCAUACCCGCGGCGAUCAUGACGGUUGGCGCGAUGUUCAUUCCGGACACGCCAAGUAGCCUGAUCCAACGGGGCCGGGUGCAGGAAGCCCGAAAAUCCCUCAACCAAGUUCGCGGCGUCGACUCCGACACUGAGGCCGAGCUGAACGAGAUGAUUAGCCACAAUGAGGCCGCCAAAGCUGACAACCGCCAGCCGUACAAGGUCAUAUUCGAAAGACGGCACCGGCCCCAACUGGUACUGGCGGCGGCUAUCCCGUCGUUUCAACAGUUCACGGGGAUCAAUGUCGUGGCUUUCUAUGGGCCCGUUAUGCUCCGUUCGAUUGGGAUUAGUAGCGACGGGGCUUUGAUUGCUGCCAUCAUACUUAACGUCGUGAAUGCUACCUCUACGCUCGUAUCAACUUUUGCCGUUGACAGGUUUGGGCGCCGACUUUUGUUCUUUGAAGCUGGGGUCCAGACGAUUGUCUCUCAGGUGGCCUUGGCAUGGAUAUUGGCAUCGGAGCUAGGGACUGCGGGAACUGCCACUUUCUCCAAGGGCGCAGCAAUUACUGUACUGGUCCUGAUGUGUAGCCUCUCGGCCGCAUUUGGGUGGUCGUGGGGGCCGUUGACGUGGUUAGUUCCGGGGGAAAUCUUGCCAAUGGAAAUUCGACCAGCCGGCCAAGGCAUAGGCGUUGCCUGCAAUUUUCUGUUCACCUUCAUUUUGGCUCAGGUAUUCGCCACCAUCUUAUGUCAAAUGAAAUAUGGCGUUUUCCUUUUCUACGCUGCAUGGGUGUUCAUAAUGACCGUUUUCGUGGCGCUAUUCGUACCCGAGACUAAGGGGAUUAGUUUGGAAUCCAUGGACACGAUCUGGCAAGAUCAUUGGUUCUGGAAUCGAUACGUUGACGUUGAGAAGUACAUACCCGGCCCGUGAUCGACGUAUUUCGCUGGAAAGUUGAGUUACCGAAAGAAGUAGUAUUGAUCUCGUUUCAACUUCUGGGAGCGAAUUCUUCUGUUUUUCUCUUGAUCUUGGCUAACCAGUACUGCUGGAGUGGUGGAAGCUUGCAUGCAAGUGACUUGUGCUUGCCGUGAUUCUAAUCAUGCAGAGCCUCUCCAACUUGGGUG